AAAAAAAUUAAAGAUGACAUUAGAUUUCUGUUCCAUUGUCAUGUUCUCUAACAAUGUAACUAUUGUUUGAUCAUUGAUUGUGGCUGCUUUUCAUGUUUUCGAAUUUCAAAUAUGAAUAUUUUAUAACCAAAGUACUGAUACAAAUUUCAAUGGGUUUUCAAUUCAAUCGUUGGAUGUAUUUUUAAAGUAACAAAAUCUAUACGCCAAUAAUGGAUUGACAUUGUAGUGUGUUGUGUGCAUUUAAAACGAAUGGAAUUCUGGGCCGGGUCUAGGCUUCUUUGCACCCUGUGAUUUUCUUGGAAGACGCUCAGAGACUGCGUAUUGUAUCAUUUUAUAAUAAUAGGGAAGAAAAAAUGCGAUCGUAUUACUCCACUAUUUAAUCUACGUUUGGAUCAAUUAACUUGAAACCCGCCGAGUUGGUGGAGCGAAACUAUUGUUGUGAAAGGGUCUAAAGAGAAAAGGUUAAUAGUGGCUGUUGAUAUAGGGUAUAAGAAGAUAGGAAUUGUUGUAUUUAUGACCGCAAAAAUCCAUAACCAACGCUACUGUUUGAACAACAUUGCAAAAUACUAGGAACCUUGUAUUUACUCGAGUCUCGGAUUAAUACUGUACGAAUUGGGAUAGAAAUUCACUGUAUAAAACGGAACCAUGAGGAACAGAAAGCAGAUGGUGUAUAAAUUAUCGGAAGUCCAGAAAGGAAACGGUGUGGCGAGACCAGUCGGAAAUGGGCUUGGUCCUAACAGAAACGCCCCUCGGGCAGGGGUGUGCGACUGUGGUUUAGAUAACUUCCUGCCAAGAUGGACCCAUUGGGUGGUGUUUGUACUGACUGUGUGUGUCAGAAUGUACUACAUUAGUCAGCCUCGCAGUUUGUGGAUCCUACACCCAGACGAAAUAUAUCAGACAAUAGAAGUUGCCUUCUCCGAGUACCAUGGCUAUGGGUUCCGCUUCUACGACUAUCUUCCUCCGCCAACAAAUGCAUCGUCUGUGGAGGAGCAGGAAUUACAAUCCGGGAUGUUCAGUUUACGGUCGUUCCUGCUGCCCAGACUUUACAUGCUCAUGUUCGCCAUUGCAGACUUGCUCACAGUGAAGAUACAUCCGCUAAUGAUUGCAAGAAUUGGUCAUGUGAUAGUGACGUCAUUUUUACCAUUGGUUGUGUACUAUUUAGUAAGAAGACUAUAUCCAUGUGUUCUGACGAGUCAACUGGCUUCAAUAUUCACCGCAUGCUCACUUCCUCUCUCUGUCCUUGGAACGCAUGCGCUAGACAAUAGCUUCCUCAGUCCUUUUGUGAUUGCAUCUUUGACACCAAUACUUGGAUUUUUUCUUGACCGUAGAUAUAAUCCAACAGAGGCCAUGUUGAAUUCUUGUACCACUAAUAAUGAGAACCAAUCGAACGCAGACCAAUCGAACACUACAAGCAGUACAAAUAAAACCGCCGAGAAAGGACUAAACGGUCACAUUCAGAAGAAGACCCCGUCAAUAAAAUUCUCUGUAAUAUGUCAAGGAAUGACAUAUCUUUUAUGUGGAUUCGUACUGGGGAUUGCUUGUUACAUUCGUAUUGAUACGACCGUUUUCGUGGGUUCACUUUUACUGACAUACUCGCUGAUAUUUAUUCAGUUUAACCAGGUCACUGACGCACUUUUCAUGGCAUUGUUUGCUAGCGGUGGAUUCGCCACGGCUAUUUGGGUGGGAGGUUAUGAAGAUUUAUAUAGAUAUGGUAGCAUGUUCAUGUCGCCUCAUCAAUGGUUUAACUUUAACAUGAAGAACAGUUUGUCACCCGUUUUGUUUGGGGAUCAGAAACCAUUGAAAUUUCUCGUAGAGAUUUUGUUCUCCGAUUUAUAUUCAUCUCUGUUUACAGUUUUAUCGUUAAUUGGACUGUCUGUUGGUUUUGUUAGGUUCUCUGCUAGAAGAACAGCGAAUUUGGAGAAUAUCAUUACAAUUGUUCUUAUAUUCUUAACUAUAAUUCAAUUUGUUUCCAACUCCUUGAUCAGACAGCUUGAGACUAGACACUUGCAUAAUGCUGUUGUGUUGGUAUUGAUCAUCUGCGCUUAUUCUUUUCAUCAGAAUUUAGCGCUUUUGAGACAAAGUAUUCUUAAAGAAGAACAGCUUAAAGUUUUAUUAAUUUUCUUUCUGGGACUUUACGCUCUCAAUUCCUAUAGUAUUUAUCCGUCACCCGACUCAUCGACUGAUAACCCGUGGAACUACCCUCGAAUGAAAGAAUCCAGGGACGUUAAUUUAUGCCUGGAGUUUACCAGUGGUCGUAACAACGUGACCGGUGUUUUUGUAGAUAGUAAUUUGUAUCUGACGUACGGAUACACCAUUCUUAAUCAUAACGUACCUCUGCUCAUCCUCAUCCAUAACGAAUAUCAUGAAUACAGAACCAGGAAUUUCCUGAUGAUUUCACAUCACGAAUUUCAUAUCACUGAGCAUAUACGGAUGAUGAAUCGCUUUUCAGACUUCAUAUAUAAAACUAAUGAAUUUUAUUUGAAAAAAGUUUUACUUGGAAGAACAGAAUAUAAUUAUGUGAUUUGUGAUAAGAUUCGGGCUCCAAUUUUCUUCGAGUUAGGGUUUCAACCGGUAUAUUCAACGGAAGGUUUUUUGACUUUAUAUCGCAGUCUCAAUGAAAAAGAAGCGAGGAAGAGUAUCUCCUUGUCUAGAUCCAUGGUAUCGGGAGAAAAUGCAACAUUAUUGGAAUACGAAGGGAGCUGGCUUUACACUGCUUCAGAAUUUGAUGUAGCCGCCGAGAGAUUAGAAAAAUGUUUGGAAGUAAACGACUCCCGAUGGAGGCCAUACCAACUGCUUGGAAUGUCGUAUGUCAAAAUGAGGAAGUGGGAUUUAGCUAGAGACGUGGAGAUGAGGUGCUUUCAGAGGCAUGGGGAGCGAACGUGUAGACAAAAACAAGCUAGAAUAGUUCUUGAUCAGAACAAGGAUCCUAUUAGUGGUAUUUAAAAUGUUUUCACACUUUGUAUCAAAUGUGAAUCUUAAUGUUGUUCAAUCAGAUCACUGUGUCUGAAACAUGUUAUAUAAAACGCUAACAUAA
This is a messenger RNA of Ostrea edulis (European flat oyster), 3034 nucleotides long. RefSeq lists its product as uncharacterized. Bases 646 to 2943 code for a protein of 765 amino acids. The record is from RefSeq and is a predicted model, not a curated record. Lineage: Eukaryota; Metazoa; Mollusca; Bivalvia; Ostreida; Ostreidae. The transcript is spliced from 3 exons. Gene Ontology annotation, molecular function: protein binding.